Messenger RNA from Suillus subaureus, 1803 nucleotides. RefSeq names its product riboflavin synthase domain-like protein. Gene Ontology annotation, cellular component: cytosol. Bases 1 to 1803 code for a protein of 600 amino acids. Gene Ontology annotation, molecular function: flavin adenine dinucleotide binding; NADPH-hemoprotein reductase activity; FMN binding. The transcript is spliced from 10 exons. Lineage: Eukaryota; Fungi; Basidiomycota; Agaricomycetes; Boletales; Suillaceae. The record is from RefSeq and is a predicted model, not a curated record.
AUGUCUACACACGGUGAUCAUGGAACUACAGAUGAUCAACAUUCAUCUGCAUCUCGCGAACUUUUGAUCCUCUACGCUACGGAAACAGGUACAGCUCAAGAGACUGCUGAUCGCAUUGCGAGGGAAUGUCGAAGAGUCCAUUUUCACUGUCGUGUGCAGAGCAUGGAUGUGUAUCCACCAGAAACAUUGAUUUCAGAACACUUGGUCAUCUUCGUGGUUUCGACCACUGGUUGGGGCGCUGAACCCAGAGCCAUGACUUCAUUAUGGAACAUGUUGCUGAGGUCUGAUCUCCCAGAUGACCUAUUCGAGGACACGGAUUUCUGCGUGUUCGGCCUUGGAGACACGGCCUAUGAGAAAUUCUGUUGGCCGGCAAAGAAGCUAUCGAGAAGGAUGCAGAGUUUGGGAGGCUAUGAGAUUUGCUCACGAGGAGAAGGAGAUGAACAGCAUCGCCUAGGGGUAGAUGGUGCAUUGGAUCCUUGGAUCGAGCGUCUCCUAGAAGUCCUCAUACAGCUCUACCCAUUACCGCACGAGCAACAUAACAUUCCGGCUGGUCGACCACCACCUCGCGUAUCCUUUAGCAAUUUGGGAUCUGACACCUUUCCGAAUCCAGAUCCUCUAGACGAGGACAAGAAGUUUCAUACAGCUUCUGUGAAGUGCAACAGACGGAUCACUGCGGAAGAUUGGUUUCAGGACGUACGCCAUUUUGAGUUCUCCUUCGAAGACGAUAUAAAACACAACCCUGGAGAUGUUGCUGUAAUUCAUCCAUCUGCAGCCGCAUCAGAAGUCGACUCUUUCCUUGUCGCCAUGGGCUGGGCAAAUGUUGCAGACGAUUUUUUCACAGUAGAACAUACAAUGUUAGAUCAAACAUUGCCCGACCAUCUACCGAAAAUCGUUUCCCUUCGAAUCCUAUUCACGCGCUAUCUCGAUUUCAAUGCUGUGCCUCGCCGCUCUUUUUUCCGACUGCUGCAAUAUUUUGCUACCGACGAGCUCGAAUGCGAAAAACUUAACGAAUUUGUAUCGAUAGAAGGAGCGGACGAAUUGUAUGAUUAUUGUCAACGCGUGAAACGCACGACCUGGGAAGUAUUGUCCGAGUUCCGGUCUGCAAGGAUACCGAGAGAGUAUGUCUUUGACUUCUUUCCUCCACUAAGGCCAAGAGAAUUCUCCAUCGCUAGUUCCAUCGAGCUCCAUCCCCGUGAGAUCCAUCUCUGUGUUGCUAUAGUGCGCUAUCGCACAAAGUUGAAAAUUCAUCGGAAAGGCGUCUGUACUAGUUAUCUAUCAGGGCUUAAAUCAGGAGAUACCCUUCGUAUCGGUCUCAGAAAGGGCUUCAUUUCCCUUCCUACGGAUCCAAACACACCGGUGGUGUGUGUGGGCCCAGGGACAGGCAUUGCACCUAUGCGUGCCGUCAUCGAGCAGCGCAUACACGAGGGACACACCAAUACUACCUUAUACUUUGGUUGUCGUUCUGCACACAAGGAUCAGCAUUAUCACUCGGAAUGGGAAUUUCAUGCGGAACAACACAAACUCCGCUACCGCGUUGCGUGUUCUCGUGAUGGACCAGAGGGUGUUAAACGGACGUAUGUGCAAGAUCUGAUGAAGAAGGACGCACAGUAUAUUUGGACAAUGCUGGGGCAGCAACGAGGCAUCCUUAUCAUCUCAGGUUCCUCGAACAAAAUGCCUACUGCUGUCCGUGAAGUUGUGCGAGGUGCAGCGGAGAUGUUUGGAGGAAGGUCGAAUGCUGAGGCUGUGGAGUAUGUUGCUGCGAUGGAGAGGGAGGGAAGGUUGAUUGAGGAAUGUUGGAGUUGA